Ostreococcus tauri is the source of this 969-nucleotide messenger RNA. RefSeq names its product G-protein beta WD-40 repeat. Gene Ontology annotation, cellular component: TORC1 complex; TORC2 complex. The record is from RefSeq and is a predicted model, not a curated record. The transcript has a single exon. NCBI's taxonomy places the organism in Eukaryota, Viridiplantae, Chlorophyta, Mamiellophyceae, Mamiellales, Bathycoccaceae. Gene Ontology annotation, molecular function: protein binding. Bases 1 to 969 code for a protein of 322 amino acids. Gene Ontology annotation, biological process: regulation of actin cytoskeleton organization; TOR signaling.
AUGCCCACGCCCUCGGUCGUGCUCGCGACCGCGGGAUACGACCACACGGUGCGGUUUUGGGAAGCGACGCGAGGGGUGUGUUAUCGAACGCUCCAGUACGCGGACUCGCAGGUGAAUAGAUUGGAGAUCACGCCGGAUAAGCGGUACCUCGCGGCGGCGGGGAACCCGCACGUGCGGUUGUACGAGGUGAACGCGUCGAAUCCGCAGCCGGUGACGUCGUACGAUGGACACACCGGAAACGUGACGGCGGUCGGGUUCGAGCCGCGCGGGAGCUGGAUGUACACGGGGAGCGAGGACGGGACGGUGAAGAUUUGGGAUCUGCGAGCGGGCGGGUAUCAGAGGGAGUACGAAUCGAGAGGGGCGGUGACGAGCGUGGUGUUGCAUCCGAACGGGACGGAAUUGAUGAGCGCGGAUCAGAAUGGGAACAUCAGGGUGUGGGAUUUGACGGCGAACGCGUGCUCGUGCGAGCUCGUUCCAGAGGUGGGGACGGCGGUGCAGUCAUUGACGGUGGCGGGCGAUGGGUCGCUCGUCGUCGCUGGGAACAGUAAGGGGACGUGUUACGUGUGGAAACUCCAACCAGGGUCGAAGACCACGGCGCAGUUCGAGCCGCUGCAUAGGCUCAAUGCGCACAACGGUAGUUACGUGUUAAAGUGCUUGAUUUCUCCGGAUUGUCGCCUGUUGGCGACGACGUCCAGCGAUAAGACGAUCAAGCUGUGGAAUCUCGAUGGGUUCAAGCUUGAGCGCGUGCUCGAGGGGCAUCAGCGCUGGGUGUGGGAUUGCGUCUUUAGCGUCGACGCCGCCUAUCUCGUCACCGCGAGCUCUGACACCACGGCGCGUCUAUGGGAUUGCUCCACGGGCGAGGCCAUUCGUGUGUACAGUGGUCAUCACAAGGCUGUCGUGUGCUGCGCCUUGAAUGAUUCCGCCGUUAGCGACGCCGUCGAGGCCGAGACAGAUAUCAAUAGCCCUUGA